AUGGCAGCAGAGCAAGGUGAGGGAGUGAAGGUGGUGCCGAGAAUGAAGCUGGGUUCACAGGGCCUGGAAGUAUCAGCUCUGGGACUGGGGUGUAUGAGCAUGUCCGCCUUCUACGGCCCGCCCAAGCCCGACGCCGACAUGGUCACCCUCAUCCACCACGCCGUCCACUCCGGCGUCACCUUCCUCGACACCUCCGAUAUCUAUGGACCCCAUACCAACGAGAUCCUCAUUGCCAAGGCGUUGAAGGGAGGGGUGAGAGAAAGGGUAGAGUUGGCAACAAAGUUUGGAAUAACUUUUGGUGAUGGGAAGAUUGAAGUGCGUGGAGACCCAGCCCAUGUGCGGGCUUCAUGUGAGGCGAGCUUGAAGCGCCUCCAACUUGAUUGCAUUCAUUUAUACUAUCAACACUGGGUUGACACACGUCUGCCCAUUGAAGUCACGAUGGGGGAACUUAAGAAGCUAGUUGAAGAGGGUAAAAUAAAAUACAUAGGUCUAUCUGAGGCUUCAGCUUCCACAAUCAGAAGAGCCCAUGCUGUUCAUCCAAUUUCAGCAGUGCAAUUGGAGUGGUCUUUGUGGUCAAGAGAUGUUGAGGAAGACGUAAUUCCUACUUGCAGAGAGCUAGGAAUUGGGAUUGUUGCGUACAGUCCAUUAGGUAGGGGAUUUCUAUCGUCAGGUCCAAAGCUGGUUGAAAAUUUCUCAAAUGAUGAUUACCGAAAGUGUUUACCAAGGUUCCAAGCUGAAAAUCUUGAACAUAACAAAAGGUUUUAUGAAAAGAUUGUUGAAAUUGCUGAAAAGAAAGGAUGUACUCCCUCACAACUAGCAUUAGCCUGGGUGCACCAUCAGGGGAAUGAUGUAUGCCCCAUUCCAGGUACCACUAAGAUUGAGCACCUCAACGAGAACAUCGGUGCAUUGUCUGUGAAGUUGACACCAAAAGACAUGGCCGAGCUUGCAAAAAUUGGCUCAGGUGAUUCAGUCAAAGGUGGUAGGUAUUCCCCUGGUGUCAGAACUUGGAAAAAUUCAGAUACCCCUCCAUUGUCAACAUGGAAAGAUGUGUGAUGGAAUUGCCUAUACAAGCAGCAUUUUGUAAUGGUAUGGGAGAUGUUUUUGAGUGUUACCUUUUGAGAAUUAGAACCAUGUUAGGGUAGGAUGCAUGACAAUGGUUUUAGAUUAAAGUAAUAAAGAUCACCAGGUCAUCACAUUUUGUUAAAUGGGUCUUUGGGGGACUAAU
Ipomoea nil (Japanese morning glory) is the source of this 1225-nucleotide messenger RNA. Its product is annotated as auxin-induced protein PCNT115-like. The coding region runs from base 1 to 1053 and encodes 350 amino acids. The record is from RefSeq and is a predicted model, not a curated record. Gene Ontology annotation, cellular component: cytoplasm. The transcript is spliced from 5 exons. Lineage: Eukaryota; Viridiplantae; Streptophyta; Magnoliopsida; Solanales; Convolvulaceae.